Molecule: messenger RNA, 1416 nt
Organism: Dendrobium catenatum
Lineage: Eukaryota; Viridiplantae; Streptophyta; Magnoliopsida; Asparagales; Orchidaceae
Product: protein PTST, chloroplastic
Exons: 8
Coding region: 289-1167 (292 amino acids)
Source: RefSeq, a predicted model, not a curated record
UCUUAUAAUACAUCCAUUUUUAAUAAAAUUGGGCAUGAGAUCCUAAAUUGUGCUGCAAUCCCACUGCGGCAGCUAUCACUUCAAUGGAAGUCACUACUUCUUCGGAAGCCCAACGCGGCGAUUAAUCUCGAGCUCAGCGUGCACCAGAGAAAAGCACGCGGCUUUACCUCCUCCUCCUCCUUUUUCUGUAAGUCUCCGUCGUUGAUUAGGGAUGCUAAUACUUUCCCUUUCAAUCCAGAGAACUGUGUUUGUGACAGCUGCAACUUUACGAAAGUCAGGUAUUCGAGAAUGGUGAAGAUGGAGUAUUAUUGCAUUCUUCCUAAGAGCUCGCUUCCAUUUAGUUUAUGGUCAGAACCGCGAAGUUCAAGGUUUCAAAAUGAUUUGCCUCCCAACCUUCCACAAAAUUGUAAAUGUACUGGCAUAAUAUAUUCCAUGACCUCUAGAGCCCGCUGGUGUUCACCUAUGACAUCCUUUACAGCAUCCAAUAGUUUGAAUCACGGGGCUUCAUCAUGGUCAGAAGAUCACUUGAGCAAUGGCAAUAUUGUUUCAGAAGGUGCAUCUGAAAAAGAUCUUCCGCAGAAGUUGGGGACUGAUGAGUUAAAAUCCCUGCUGCUUGACUCAGAAAGAAGUAAGCUUUUAAAGAAACUUAGUGAAGCAAAUCAAUACAACAGAUUCCUUAAACGACAGUUGCAGAUAAAGGAUGAUGUUCUAGUCAGCCUAAACAAUGAAGUUGCUCUAUUGGAACUUGAAUCUCAGGCUUUGGUCAAUCUAGCAGAAGAGGUAGCUAAUUCUGUUGUGCAGCCUGGUUCAAGGAAGAUCAAUGGAAAAUACAUCCAAUCCCAUCUUCUCUCUAGAUUACAAGCUGUUCACGAAAGGUUGAAGGAGAAAAUAAAGGAUGCCAACUCACUAAAAUUUGAAGAAGUUACCUUGGUUUGGAUUGGAAUGGCUGAGAGUGUGCAAGUAAUGGGUUCAUUUGAUGGUUGGAGUCAAGGAGAGGAAAUGUCACCAGAGUAUAGUGGCAAUUAUUCCAGAUUUUCUGCUACUCUUAAACUUAGACCUGGAAGGUAUGAAGUCAAAUUCUUGGUUGAUGGAGAAUGGCUUCUAUCACCAGAAUUGCCUACUGUAGGAGAGGGAAUGUUAAAAAACAACCUCUUGAUUGUAGAGUAGCUUCAAUGGUAAAUUCUUUUUUCCACAAAGGUAUUAACUACACUACCCUUGUCUGUAAUCGUAAUUACAAAGUCCUCAGUCAUGUCCAGUAACCAAAUUAUGAGAAAUUUUUUAUCAGAACUUUAAACUCUAAUUACAUUUGUAUGGUUGUGAGCAUGACAUUCCUCGAGCAAAAUUUGAGCGAAUUGAGCCUAAGCUAUAGUCUAGCUUAAGUUUAUAUCAAUUGAAAUUGAAAGUAUCUCCAUCAAC